UCUCAAGCCGUGCCGAGGCUCAGCUGUUCGAGAGGCAUAUUCUAGCUGAUAACAUUUGAUUGCUCACUCGCGCCCUGUUCGCAGUAUGAUGGAAUAUACGACGUUCGCUUUGAUAAUCGCAGUUUUUUGUGCUACCGUCAAUGGCGUCGUCGAAUAUUGUGAGCAAACAUCCAAAUUCCACAUUCCAAGUGUGAAGGCCAACUGGAUCGGUGCCGUGGAGUACUGCAAUCGAAUCAACAUGCGGCUGGCGAUUGUCGAUAGUGCAGCAAAAAGUGUUUCAGUUCUGGAUGCCAUCAACUCAGCCAAAGCAGACGGGUUAACUUUUGCCAAUGUUUGGAUCGGAGCAAAUGAUAUGGCUAAAGAGGGUACCUUCACGUGGCAUUCAACAGGACAACCUGUUAAAUAUACCAACUGGUCAGCGACAAAUCCUGAUAAUCACCAAGGACGUGAAAACUGUGUGGAAAUCGCAUUCAAGGAUUACACUCAGUGGAAAUGGGCCUGGAACGAUAACAAGUGUGACGCGGUUCUGUAUUUUGUUUCUUUACGUAAAUCGGUUUGGUGCGGGAUGCCAUCUACAAGGGCGCAACUUUAUGGUCCUUGGUGAAGGAACGAACAGCCUACAGAGUGGACCUCUGCACCAACCACCGGUUCAGAUGAUAGGCCGCCCAAUAGAAUUUGCUUCUCAUUUCGCAGUUCACGACUAAUGCAGGUCAAAAUUCCUAACAAUAGUAAAGAGAUUGGCAACAUCCGGGACG
Molecule: messenger RNA, 755 nt
Organism: Armigeres subalbatus
Lineage: Eukaryota; Metazoa; Arthropoda; Insecta; Diptera; Culicidae
Product: lectin subunit alpha-like
Exons: 3
Coding region: 86-604 (172 amino acids)
Molecular function (GO): signaling receptor activity
Source: RefSeq, a predicted model, not a curated record